AUGGAAGCCCUAGUUGGAAACUCACGUUUCCUUUCCCGCCAUGCUCUUCUCAUCGUGCUCUUUCUCUGCUCUCUUUCCUUCUGCUCCUUCGCCCUCGACAUGUCCAUUAUCGACUACGACGAGACGCUCGUGCGGAACACGUACGAGGCCUGGCUGGUGAAACACGGCAAGGUCUACAACGGCAUCGGGGAGAAGGAGAGGAGGUUCCAAAUUUUUAGGGAUAAUUUGAGGUUCGUUGAGGAGCACAACAGUGGGGCGGGGAACAAGGAGUUCAAGCUUGGGUUGAACAGGUUCGCCGAUCUCACCAACGAAGAGUAUAGGGCUUUGUUCUUGGGUACCCGGAAUAGGGCCACGACGAGGAAGAGCGGCCGCUAUGCUUUUCUCGGUGGAGAGGAGCUUCCUGCCAUGGUGGAUUGGAGGGAGAAGGGCGCUGUUGCCCCUGUCAAAGAUCAAGGCCAAUGUGGGAGUUGCUGGGCAUUCUCCACGGUUGCAGCAGUGGAAGGAAUCAAUCAAAUUGUAACAGGCAACCUGACCACUCUGUCAGAGCAAGAAUUGGUGGACUGUGACAAAAGCUACAACAUGGGAUGUAAUGGAGGUCUCAUGGACUAUGCUUUUGAUUUUAUAGUAAAAAAUGGAGGCAUUGACACAGAAGAGGAUUACCCCUACACAGCUCGUGAUAAUACAUGUGAUGCAAACAGGAAAAAUUUUCGCGUUGUUACCAUUGAUGGAUAUGAAGAUGUCCCAUCCAAUGAUGAGAAAUCUUUGAUGAAGGCUGUUGCAAAUCAACCAGUUAGUGUUGCCGUUGAAGCUGGUGGCAGGGAAUUUCAACUUUAUCAGUCGGGUGUUUUUACUGGCCGGUGUGGAACAGAUCUAGAUCAUGGUGUUGCAGUAGUUGGGUAUGGAACAGAAAAAGGUACUGAUUACUGGCUAGUGAGGAAUUCUUGGGGUCCACAAUGGGGUGAAAAUGGUUACAUUAAGCUACAGAGAAAUGUGUUGGAUAGUGAAACUGGUAAGUGUGGGAUUGCAAUGGAGGCAUCCUACCCCAUCAAGAAUGGUGCUAACCCCCCAAAUCCUGGUCCUUCUCCCCCAACUCCUGCAACCCCUUCAUCAGUAUGUGAUGAAUACUACUCUUGCUCCCCUGGAACCACAUGUUGCUGCCUUUUUGAUUAUAAGGGGUUCUGCUUUGGAUGGGGAUGCUGCCCCAUGGAGUCUGCAACAUGCUGUGAUGACAAGUCCAGUUGCUGUCCUCCUGAGUUCCCUAUCUGUGAUACCACAUCUGGAUCCUGCCUAAUGAGUCUAGACAAUCCAUUUGGGAUAAAAGCUUUGAAAAGAACACCUGCUACUUGCACUUGGAUCCAGAGGAAACUUACCCUGAAGAGUAAGUAA
This is a messenger RNA of Sphenostylis stenocarpa, 1386 nucleotides long. NCBI's taxonomy places the organism in Eukaryota, Viridiplantae, Streptophyta, Magnoliopsida, Fabales, Fabaceae. The record is from the annotation of a GenBank genome assembly.